Nomascus leucogenys (northern white-cheeked gibbon) is the source of this 2900-nucleotide messenger RNA. RefSeq names its product solute carrier family 1 member 6 (gene SLC1A6). The transcript has 11 exons. The record is from RefSeq and is a predicted model, not a curated record. Gene Ontology annotation, biological process: L-glutamate transmembrane transport. Gene Ontology annotation, molecular function: glutamate:sodium symporter activity; L-glutamate transmembrane transporter activity; neutral L-amino acid transmembrane transporter activity. Lineage: Eukaryota; Metazoa; Chordata; Mammalia; Primates; Hylobatidae. Gene Ontology annotation, cellular component: plasma membrane. Bases 1045 to 2739 code for a protein of 564 amino acids.
GACUGUCACUGCCUCUGUAGGAUUUAAUUCAUGAAGGGUAGUUGUGCAGAGCCACGAAGGUGUGUGUGGUUGAGUGAGGGUGUACAUGAAUGUGUAUGUGUGUGUGCAGAAUUGUAUGACUGCAUGCCUGGAAUUGUAUUUCUGAAGGUGUGGGUGGUUGUGUGCCUGAGGAUGUACAUGAAUGUGGCAAGCGUGUGUGAGUGUGUCUGUGUGCAGAAUUGUACAACUGUGUGCCUGGAAUUGCAUUUCUGAAGGUGUGUGGUUAUAUGCCUGAGGGUGUACAUGAAUGUGGGAAGUGUGUGUGUGUGUAGGGAUUGUAUGACUGCAUGCAUGGAGCUGCAUUUCUGAAGGUGUGUGUGGGUGUGUGUGUGGUUGUAUGUCUGAAGAGUUUGCGUGUGACUGUGUCUGCCUGGGGUUGUGGAUAUGUCAAUAGCAUACAAGAGGUUUUCGAGGUUAUGUGUGCCUGUGUGUGUCUGAGUGUGUGUGAUGUACGUGGUUUCCACGCCAUCUCUGUCUUCCCUCACUCACUCCUCUGGCUAGCAUAGCAUUGACAUAAAAUGUAUAGAAAGCAUUUUCAGUUUGCUCACUGUAGCUUGCUUUAGUUUUGGGGAUGUAAGAGGCUCCAAGAGGCAGUCCACACAUCUCAUCACAUCUAAGUGUCUGGAGGUUGGGAGAACCAAGUGGGAAAGACCCACCCUCAGCCCUCUCACCCUGUAGAAACUGGGGACACUAGAAGGGACAUUUUCUGAGCAGGAAACCCAAGAGCAAGGAGAAGCAGCAUUGUGGUUUCAGGAGAUGGGUCCAUUUGGAGCAGGAUCCUAAGUGGGGCUUGGCAUUGGGAAUUUGGAUUAGCUCUAGAGGACGCAGGAUCUGGAAACCCAGGGCAGAUGUCCCAUCCCUUGGAUAUGGUGGGGAGUUGAGGAGGGCAAGGAAGAUCCCAGAAAAGCCAGUGGCAGCAAAACACAAAGGCCAGGGACCUACGUACUGGUAAAACUGAGACCUCCAAGAAACCUGCAGCUCGACCUGGUUGAAUUCAGAUAGACCAUGAGCAGCCAUGGCAACAGCCUGUUCCUGCGGGAGAGCGGCCAGCGGCUGGGCCGGGUGGGCUGGCUGCAGCGGCUGCAGGAAAGCCUGCAGCAGAGAGCACUGCGCACGCGCCUGCGCCUGCAGACCAUGACCCGUGAGCACGUGCUGCGCUUCCUGCGCCGAAACGCCUUCAUUCUGCUGACGGUCAGCGCCGUGGUCAUUGGGGUCAGCCUGGCCUUUGCCCUGCGCCCAUAUCAGCUCACCUACCGCCAGAUCAAGUACUUCUCUUUUCCUGGAGAGCUUCUCAUGAGAAUGCUGCAGAUGCUGGUGUUACCGCUCAUUGUCUCCAGCCUGGUCACAGGUAUGGCAUCCCUGGACAACAAGGCCACGGGGCGGAUGGGGAUGCGGGCAGCUGUGUACUACAUGGUGACCACCAUCAUCGCAGUCUUCAUCGGCAUCCUCAUGGUCACCAUCAUCCAUCCCGGGAAGGGCUCCAAGGAGGGGCUGCACCGGGAGGGCCGGAUCGAGACCAUCCCCACAGCUGAUGCCUUCAUGGACCUGAUCAGAAAUAUGUUUCCACCAAACCUUGUGGAGGCCUGCUUCAAACAGUUCAAGACGCAGUACAGCACGAGGGUGGUAACCAGGACCAUCGUGAGGACAGAGAACGGGUCUGAGCUGGGUGCCUCCAUGCCUCCUCCAUUCUCUGUGGAGAACGGAACCAGCUUCCUGGAAAAUGUCACUCGGGCCUUGGGUACCCUGCAGGAGAUGCUGAGCUUUGAGGAGACUGUACCCGUGCCUGGCUCCGCCAAUGGCAUCAACGCCCUGGGCCUCGUGGUCUUCUCUGUGGCCUUUGGGCUGGUCAUUGGUGGCAUGAAACACAAGGGCCGAGUCCUCAGGGACUUCUUCGACAGCCUCAAUGAGGCUAUUAUGAGGCUGGUGGGCAUCAUUAUCUGGUAUGCACCUGUGGGCAUCCUGUUCCUGAUUGCUGGGAAGAUUCUGGAGAUGGAAGACAUGGCUGUCCUGGGGGGUCAGCUGGGCAUGUACACCCUGACCGUCAUCGUGGGCCUGUUCCUCCAUGCUGGCGGCGUCCUUCCCCUCAUCUACUUCCUCGUCACUCACCGGAACCCCUUCCCCUUCAUUGGGGGCAUGCUACAAGCCCUCAUCACCGCUAUGGGCACGUCUUCCAGCUCCGCAACGCUGCCCAUCACCUUCCGCUGCCUGGAGGAGGGCCUGGGUGUGGACCGCCGCAUCACCAGGUUCGUGCUGCCCGUGGGCGCCACGGUCAACAUGGAUGGCACUGCCCUCUACGAGGCCCUGGCUGCCAUCUUCAUUGCUCAAGUUAACAACUACGAGCUCAACCUGGGUCAGAUCACAACCAUCAGCAUCACGGCCACAGCGGCCAGUGUUGGGGCUGCUGGCAUCCCCCAGGCGGGUCUGGUCACCAUGGUCAUUGUGCUCACAUCGGUCGGCUUGCCCACGGAAGACAUCACGCUCAUCAUCGCCGUGGACUGGUUCCUUGACCGGCUUCGCACAAUGACCAACGUACUGGGGGACUCAAUUGGAGCGGCCGUCAUCGAGCACUUGUCUCAGCGGGAGCUGGAGCUUCAGGAAGCUGAGCUCACCCUCCCCAGCCUGGGGAAACCCUACAAGUCCCUCAUGGCGCAGGAGAAGGGGGCAUCCCGGGGACGGGGAGGCAACGAGAGUGCUAUGUGAGGGGCCUCCAGCUCUGCCCCCCAGAGAGGAGGGAAGGGGGCUGGAGAGGGGAGUCCUGGGGACACAUCUGUCACCCAACUGACCAUGGGCUGAACACACGUUCUGCUUGACUUGUUUAGGGGGGAGGGAAAAGUGAAAUAAAGGAGCAGGAAUGAAAGGUA